AUGAGAGCCGUGUCAUUGCUUCUCGGCCUGGCUGCCGUUGUAGCUGGUAACUCUCUACCAGCCGAAGGCAUCGAGGCCAGACACUCGUCCGGCUACUGGUACGAGAACAUCGAGCACAACGGAAUCAGUCCCUUCAUUGCUGAUGGCAAGAACUGGACCGUCUUCCGCAACGUCAAGACACACUUUGGUGCCAAGGGCGACGGCGUGACUGAUGACUGGGCAGCUAUCCAAGCUGCCUUUGACUAUGCCAAUGCGACGGAUUCUCGCAAUGCGAGUGUUUGGGGCACCACCGGCGCUCCAGCUGUUGUUUACAUACCGGCUGGCACAUACCGUCUGAGCAAACCUCUUCAGUCGUAUAUCGACACCGUCGUGAUUGGUGAUCCUACCAAUAGACCGGUGCUGCAAGCCUCUUCAGACUUUUCUGACCCAUUUCUCUAUCUCGGCUGGGACCCCAGACUUGACCCAACCAUCAACUUCUACAUCGCCCUGAAGAAUGUCGUCUUGGACUCUACCAAAGUGGCCCCUACCCACAACAUCACGCUCCUCAACUGGGCCGUGAGCCAAGCUGUGCAGCUUACCAACGUUUUAUUCAACAUGCCCAACGGCGGCGUUGCUCACACAGGCCUGUCGAUGCCUCAGGGCGGCUCGCCUCUGAUGAUCAACGACGUUGUGUUCCAAGGUGGAUCUGUUGGCAUUCGCAUGAAUGAACAGCAAUAUCAUUUUAAGGGAAUCACCUUUAAGAACCAGGACAUUGGCCUGAAGCUCGACAAGCUGUUUGAGGGUACCGGCCAGGGUCUGCACUUUGAGUCAUGCAAAGUCGGCAUUGAGACUACAAACAACAAUACCGGAUUCUUUGCUCUUAUUGAUUCAACUGCAAAGAACGUUGGCAUUUUGUGGAAUGCUGCAGCUUCGCCCACAGCUCAAGGUUCUAUUGUCCUUGAGAAUAUCCAAGUAGACCACACUGUCGGUUCUACUGUUACAGCCGGAGGAAAGAAUGUCCUCAGGGGCUCUGUUAAGCCGGGCCAGUCCUGGAUCUGGGGCAACGUCUAUGGACCUUCCGACGGCCAGCGCGCUCAGGGCAAAUUCUUCCCAGCAUCUCGACCUGCAGCACUUGUCGAUAUCACUGGAGCCUACCAUGUUGCCACUCCUCCAACUUUCCAGGAGUAUAGCGUGAACCAGGUCAUCAAUGUCAAGACGGUUCGCGGCCUGCCCGUUGCUGGUGACGGUGUUACAGAUGACACCAAAAACCUCCAGAAGAUCAUCAACAGCGCUGCUGGUAAGAAUGUUCUCUACUUCCCUCAUGGAACAUACCUUGUUAGCGAUACCCUUGUAGUUCCUCCUGGAAGUCGAUUCCACGGAGAGGUUUGGUCUGAAAUCAGCGCUACUGGAUCCAAGUUCAAGAACGCAAACAACCCAGUGCCGAUGGUUCAGGUUGGAUAUCCUGGCCAAGUCGGCGUUGCGCAAUUUGUCGACAUGCUCUUCACUGUUGCUGAUAUUCUUCCUGGCUGCAAGCUCGUGGAGGUCAACAUGGCGGGCCUAAAGGCUGGAGACGUUGGCUUCUUCAACUCUCACUUCCGUCUUGGAGGUGCCCGAGGCUCCAAGGUCCAGACCAACUGCGAUGAUCCCGCGACCUGCAAGGCCGCGCGAGUUUGCGCCCAUCUCACAGCUUUGUCUUCGUCAUACUGGGAGAACAGCUGGUGCUGGAGCGCCGAUCACGAUCUUGACGAUGAUUACGGCGCUAACCCUUCCACUGCUGGUGGCUUCUUGGUGGAAUCCAUCCGAGCUACCUGGAUGUUGGGUAUUGGUAGCGAGCACAACUCCCUGUACCAAGUGAACAUUCAUCAGGCACAGAACGUCUUCUUGGGCUUCCAGCAGAGCGAGACGCCAUACUGGCAAGGCAAUAACUCUGGCUUGCUGACUCCCUUGCCCUGGACCGGCUCUCUACUAGACAGCGACCCGGACUUUAGCUGGUGCGCAGCUGACGAUGCUCAGUGUCGCAUGGCUAUUUUCCAGUAUAUCCACGAUUCUAGCAACGUCAAUGUCUAUGGUGGCGGAUACUGGGUCUUCUUCAACGGCAUCAACCGCGAUGGCUGCUCGGCUGAAUGCCAGCAGAACGCUGUCAUCUAUACCGAUAACAAGAAGCUGUUCAGUUAUGGUGUGAGCACGCAUAAUGUUAGAACUAUGGUGCUCGAGUCCACGGGAGGGAAGGACGUGGCUGAAGUGACCGAUACUGCAAACUCGGGAGGUUGGCAGAGCCAUGGUGGUGUCAUGGCUGCGUACUUGGGACAGAGCAGCUAUUAA
Trichoderma asperellum CBS 433.97 is the source of this 2301-nucleotide messenger RNA. RefSeq lists its product as uncharacterized. The record is from RefSeq and is a predicted model, not a curated record. Gene Ontology annotation, molecular function: polygalacturonase activity. NCBI's taxonomy places the organism in Eukaryota, Fungi, Ascomycota, Sordariomycetes, Hypocreales, Hypocreaceae.